AUGGUCGAUAAGCAAUUAGCAUCAGAAUUGUGGUAUCAUGGGUUGCUGCCGCGCGAAGACAUUAAAAUGAUGCUACGUAACAAUGGCGACUUUUUAGUACGAACAACUGAGCCAGUAGCGGGACAACCACGAGCAUUCGUUUUAUCCGUUAUGUUCAGGCAGGAAUAUGAAGAUCAAGGAGUGAGCAAAAAAUGUAUUCAAAUGAAUGAAUGUAGAACUUCCAGAAACCAUUGCAAAAUCAACAUCAAAACAUCAUCAAAUUAA
Molecule: messenger RNA, 264 nt
Organism: Necator americanus (New World hookworm)
Lineage: Eukaryota; Metazoa; Nematoda; Chromadorea; Rhabditida; Ancylostomatidae
Exons: 2
Coding region: 1-264 (87 amino acids)
Source: RefSeq, a predicted model, not a curated record